AUGAAGUGGUCGUGGCCCGCUGCCAAGAAGACACCGAGUGACAUGGAGAAGGUCGCCCCCGCGCUGUCACUCAAAGUUGUUGCAUGCGGCAAGGAGUUCGUCAUUCCCGUUGACGCCACAACACGCGUCGGGUCGCUGCGCACGAGCAUUGCCGAGAUGGCAGCGCCAAACGCCUCGCAGCGCGGCGUACCGUCGGCGCUCUUCCUCGGCGACAAGGCGCUGCCGGAGAGCAUGCGAGUGAGCAAGCUGCCGCUCGGUGCUGUCGUUCACCUGCACUUCGGCGCCGACGCCGUACAGACGGGCGGUUGCGGCGACGUGGUGGAUGCGAAGUGCCGCUCGCCGUCGAGCUCCAUCUCCCCGCCAAGCGCCGCCGCCAACUCCAACCGCACGUCGCUGUCCCCGAGCCUGUCGCCGCCGGCCGUCGCGACGUCUGCGCAGUUCCUCACCCCCACCGCGCGCCCCUCCGUCACACUGGUGUCUCCAGAGUACGUGCUGCUGCAGGAUGGUCGCUGUCCGCGAUGCGGCGACACCAUCCCCCAGACGGUCCUGCUGCCUCUCUCUCCAGUGAUGCUGUCGUCAGCGGUGACGGCAGACCUCGCGUCGAUACAUGGCAUUUCUCCAGUUGUGCAGCAGCGGCCGCUGCUGCGGGAUGGCAGCACGGUGUCUGCCGCGCUGGCGUCCGUACCGCUCUCCCCAUCACAGGAGGAGGCGCGGCGAGAGCCGUCUUGUGAGGUCCCGAACGCUGCGGACGUGCAGCUUCAGAGAAUGGUCGCGAUGCACGCCGAAGCGGCAGCGGCGCCGGAGGAGUACAUGAUCAUCACGGUGGACUCGACCCGGGACGCAAAUGAAGCCGCCCACCUCGUGGAGUCAUUUGCCUCGCCGGCGACCUCCACCUCCCGCCGGCUUCGCGUUCGCCGCAGCUAUCCCGUUGGAACGCUGCGGGAACUCUUCAGCCUGGACGUCUCCCAGGGCAUUUUUCUCGACGGCGCACCCAUCGCCAAUGAGGAUGCGUCGUUCGAAGCGUUGCGUGCCACAUCGAAGCAGCACUUCAGCUUUCGCGCCACCUCCCCGCCAGUGAAGUCAAGUGCGGGGCGCUCCACACCCUCGCCAGAGGCUGUUGCUCCGCUGAGGGGCCGAAAUGACAAGGCACGCCACACCAGCGAGCACACCGCCGCAAAUGGGACGGGCGAACCAAGACCCGGGGCUGCCAGGAGGCAGGUGAAUGACCCAAUGAUGUACGAUCACUGUCAAGAAAGCGAUGACACAAGCGCAAGCGACUGGGAGAGUGACACGGCCACACGUGUUCACACCUCAAGGCGAAGGGGGUACCGGAGCGUGGAUGACGUUGUCCCAAGCUGUGCAGAGAAUAAUGCGGCUCCGCGCCCAGUCAGCACAGAGCACAGGGAAAAGGGACCACAGCAGAAGCGGCAAGAUGAUGGUAUCGUCGAGAGUGACGUGGAGAAUGCCAAGGUGCUGCGCUCGCGCGACCCGAGGCGACGGGAGGAGAGGGCACGAAGACAGAAGCAGCAGGAACGCAUGCCGCCGCCGCAACGAUACGAUGAAUCCGUUGAAAGUGACGUGGAGAAUGUCAAGGUGCUGCGCUCGCGCGACCUGAUGCGGCGGGAGCAGCGGGAGCAGCGGCCGCGGCAGCAAGAGCAGCAGCAGCAUCAGCAGAGAGACAAGGCUCUUGGGACUGGCGUGGGGACUGCCAAGGCUAUGUGGCUGAACGACUCAAGGUGGCGGGAGCACAGCGAGCGGCAGCAAAAGGACAAGGCUCCUGAGAGUGACGUGGAGAAUGCCAAGGUCAUGCACCCGCACAAGCAGCAGCAGCAGGAGGGUGAGACUGUUGAGGGGAGCGUUGCAGCCUCGGCCCCUGACGGCAAGGAACAUCGGGAGGACACGCUGCCGCAGCAGCAGCAGCAGCAGCAAGAAAAUGGGAAUACUGAGAGUGACGCAGAAGAGGUCAAGGUGCUGCGCUCGCGCGACCAUAGGCGGCGGGAGCACAGAGCGCGCCGGCAAGAGCAGCAGCGAAGGGAUAAGGCUCCUGAGAGUGACGUGGAGAAUGCCAAGGUCAUGCACCCGCACAAGCAGCAGCAGCAGCAGGAGGGUGAGACUGCUGAGGGGAGCGUUGCAGCCUCGGCCCCUGACGGCAUGGAACAUCGGGAGGAUACGUCGCAGCAGCGGGACGCCAUUCUUACGAGUGAAAGCGAAACUCUCGUCUGGUCGAGCGAUCCAGCGAGGCAGAGCAAAAGGAGGAGCAAAGGAGGCCCCACCGCGAAAUCCAAGGGGCGUUCGGACUCAAAAGACACUCAAAGUUCCACUCGGUGUUCGUCAGCGACUGGGCAGGACUCCGACGCGAGCAGCACCAGCAGCAGAUCGCUGAGAGCGCUGCGGCAGACUCUUUCUUCCGUUGGACAGCGUCUCAAACAAAAGGGGAGGGAUGCUGCUGCUGCUGUUUCUUCCAUGAGUACCCGAAGGCGAGCCCGCGACGACUCAAAGCCGGUCUCUUCCCACACGCUCCGUGGGUACGGGUUCGACGAGGAGGAGGUGCGCGUCACAGGGGGCGAGCCGAUGCUCUCCACGAGGAGUCGCUCGCCGGUGGAGGCUCCCUCGCAAGGAGGAGGCGAGGACUGGGGAAGCGCCCUCGAGAAGCCACUCCCGGUGCCGCCGUCGCUGCUCCCGGAACCCCCUAUUCUGCCCAACGCGGCAACCAACGACGUGCCCGCCCCGUCGACCACACAAUGCUGCCCCCCGUGCGUGUCCAACGACGGUGGCCGUGCGUCACCCGCGAAGCUGCCGUCCCACAACGCGACGGAGACGCGGGCGGCCACGCCGCACUCUGAUCAGCAGAGCGGUUACGCAAGCGACUGUGUUGGUGCGGCAGUGGGGACUGUUGGCGGCACCGGCGGAUUUCCGAUGGGAGCGCCGAGUCUGCCAGCUCGUCCCGUAUCGAUCCUGUCAAGCGGGUCUCUAAGAGGGUAUAACCGCGCCUUUGCGUCCUCCUCAGGUGGCGCAAGCGGGUACCGCCGCCACGGCGUGUACGACAUGCAGCCGCAUCCGUCAAUGAAGCUUACUGGCGCGCCAAGAAGCUUAAGCCGCAUACGCAUCACCGUUGUGGAUCCAUACGAUCAGACCCGUCACCACUACAACGUGGCCGUGGAGCCGGACUGCCCGGUCGGCAUUCUCCGCAGGUGGAUGCUGAAGAAGGAAGAGAACCCGAUGCGGUGGGCAGUGUGCUGUGGCAAGGAAAUGCUCCGUUGGACGGACAGACUGAGUUUUUAUGAAGCCACUGGUGGCCGCAAUGAUUGUGUCUUCUCGUUCUUCCCCAGAGAGCCUACGAGACCGUCCCCUCCUGCUGCCGCAGUUGGCUGA
Molecule: messenger RNA, 3372 nt
Organism: Trypanosoma grayi
Lineage: Eukaryota; Euglenozoa; Kinetoplastea; Trypanosomatida; Trypanosomatidae
Exons: 1
Coding region: 1-3372 (1123 amino acids)
Source: RefSeq, a predicted model, not a curated record